AUGCACACAGUGUCCUGGGUUGUUCUGGUGUUUGUUUAUGCUGCUGCUGCUGCUGGGGAUUUCUUUAAGGAGGAAGAUGACCAGGAAAUGGUCACUGUGACCUCACAAGUUGAGGAGCAACUUCCUCCAGCUGCUGCUCCUGUUACUGCUGCUGCUGCUGCUGCUCCUGUUGCUGCUGCCCCGUGCCUUCCCGUCCCCGUGUUGCAGCCCCCUGCAGAGCUUCCUGGUCACUGGAAGGAGCACCUCCCAUCCUUCCAGCAGGACUGGAUCAGGAAAGCUAUUUUCUGCAGAAAUGCGAAAACUGGGAGGUCGGAGCUGAGGCCCCAUCCUCAGUUCUGGUGGUAUCCUCCUCAGCCCCCGACUGUGUUCACCCAGCCUCCAGCCUCUCCAGAUGUCUUCUUCAGCUGCCAUUUGUUUCUCUGGAUGCCCCUAAAGAUGUGGUCCAUUCCACUUGUCUGCGUCCAGCCGGCCUGCGGCAGCCACAGGCUAACGGCUGCCGGCCUGUACCAGACCGUCCGCAGGGUCUUGGACAUAGACGGGUGGUAUGACCUGGCCACAGAGUAUCUAGAGUGCAAGAAGAAGUACCCGGCCUGGUCGGAGGACAUCCUGAAACAGCUGGACCUGGGGCACCGCAGCAAAUUUCCAGCCAUCCUCACAUACAGAUACUCCUGUGACUUCCGUGUUGUGGUGCUGAUGCGAAACCAGGAGAGAAGCCAGGGGAACAGUGUCACACAGCUGUACAACAAGCUGACGGAGGAGCACAGCGCAGCGUGGAUGCACCGUGCUUUAGAGUACCUCACAGCCUGUGAGCCCUUUGCAGACUCCUCCGUCGUCCAGCCGCCGACGUUCUCCAGCCCCCCGCCUCUCCUGCCUCUCCCCAAACCCAAGUGGCUGCUGUCUGUGUACGCCCGGGACGUGCUGUCGCGGCUGCCUGAGGUCAGGGCCAAAAUCACGUCGGUCUUUGGCUCUGUCCUCAAAAUGGACUCCACCAAAAAGGUCACCAAGAAGCUGGCCGGUGCCGCUGCCAACACCGCUGGCUGGUGCACCAAUGUUGGCAAUGAGCACGUUGCGGAGGGCCACGGCCUGUGGCCUACGGCAGCAGGCUUGGUGAGGCGCUACCGGGAAGCGGGACUGGCGCCACCUUCUGUGAUGUAUGUGGACUGGGACUGCUGCAGCCUGCGUGCUCAGGGCAGCCAUGUUCAGCGAGUGGACAGAGCUGCAAGUGCGCCUGGACGUCUGGCACUUCAUGCGUCGGUUUGCAGCAGGAGUCAUCACAGAGGCUCACCCGCUCUUCGGCACCUUCAUGGCGCGGCUGUCCAGGGGUCAAAGUUCAGGUGA
Molecule: messenger RNA, 1338 nt
Organism: Gambusia affinis (western mosquitofish)
Lineage: Eukaryota; Metazoa; Chordata; Actinopteri; Cyprinodontiformes; Poeciliidae
Exons: 6
Coding region: 1-1338 (445 amino acids)
Source: RefSeq, a predicted model, not a curated record